This is a messenger RNA of Ceratitis capitata (Mediterranean fruit fly), 1706 nucleotides long. RefSeq names its product glycoprotein 3-alpha-L-fucosyltransferase A. Gene Ontology annotation, cellular component: membrane. Bases 107 to 1675 code for a protein of 522 amino acids. The transcript is spliced from 5 exons. The record is from RefSeq and is a predicted model, not a curated record. Lineage: Eukaryota; Metazoa; Arthropoda; Insecta; Diptera; Tephritidae. Gene Ontology annotation, molecular function: alpha-(1->3)-fucosyltransferase activity.
GACUAGGCAAGGCGGCGGUUGAGAAGUGCCUUCGCCACAACGGUUCUAAACAACGAGUGCUAAAGAACCACAAACUCAACCCGGCAAGUAGAAGCACGCACAAAAUAUGCGUCGUCCGAAAUUGUCUUCGAAGAAAUAUAUUUUCUUUAUACUUACUUGUGCGUUACUGCUCAUAGUCGGAAUCAGAGUACGUGAGUAUGAAAUUGGUAAAAUUAAAAACCCGCCAAAACCACUACAUGCGGGCACACAAGACGGGAAAGCCCAGAAGUCUGUGCCGCCUUAUACCCACAGCAACAUCACGUCUGAGUCACACAAUCGAGAAGCAGCUCUCGAGGCCGUUGUUAGUACCGAGGAGUCAGAUGGUGUGGAUACAGUGCUCGCGGAGGAUGGUGUUGCAGACGUUAUUAAAACUCCGUCGCUGCCCGUUGAUGCAGCGAAUAGUGCACAGAGCGAACAAGAACUGCAGCAACAACAUUUUCUCGAUCAGGCGUUAUUAGAGGGUAACGGCACACGUCCUUAUUACUUCCAUCAAGGUGAGUAUUAUCCAAAGCCCGCUGUGCCAUCGCGUGAUAUCAAACGCGGCAAAAGUUCGGGCAGACGUGGCAAGAAGCAAAAUAUGCUUGGCGCCCGUCUCUUUCCGUAUCAAAAUCCGCACAGCGAUCGCCUCGUUAAUCAGCUAAUGUAUGUGCCACCGAAUUAUGAGGAGGUGCGCGCUAGUGGACGACUGAAAACAAUAUUACUCUACAAUGGGCUGGAUAAAUGGGAUGCUAAGCUAGGGCGUGACGUCUUCCUAAGCACCAAAUGUCCUGUGGACACCUGCGAAGUGACAACGAAUCGUGAUCUUGCCGAUAAGGCCGAUAUGAUAAUGUAUAAGGAUCAUUUUAUACCGACUGGCCUGGACAAACCAUCGAAUCCGCGGCAGGUUAGCUUGAUGUAUUAUUUGGAAUCUCCAUAUCAUACACAAAAAGUCCAAACACCGAACGCCAUCAAUUGGACGGCCACCUACAGGCGUGACAGCGAUAUUAUGGCGCCUUAUGACAAGUGGCACUAUUAUGAUACGAAAAUCAAACAAAUAGAACAGGACCACAAUUAUGCUCUAAACAAAACGAAAAAAGUUGCCUGGUUUGUCUCGAAUUGUGCCGCACGCAAUAAUCGUCUACAGUUCGCACGCGAAUUGCAAAAGUAUAUAGAUGUUGACAUCUAUGGCGCUUGCGGCAAUCAAAAAUGUCCCCGCAAUAACGCCGACAAAUGUUUCGAGCUACUCGAUAAAGAUUAUAAAUUUUACCUCGCCUUUGAAAACUCGAACUGCAAAGACUACAUCACCGAAAAAUUCUUCAACAACGCACUUAAACAUAAUAUUUUACCAAUUGUAAUGGGUGCACGGCCGGAGGAUUAUGAAGUGAGCGCACCAUAUCAUUCCUACAUACAUGUGGAUGAGUUUGGCUCGGCCAAAGAGUUAGCCGAAUAUCUGCACAUACUCGACAAGGACGAUGAGCUGUAUAAUUCAUAUUUCAAAUGGAAGGGCACGGGAGAUUUUGUUAAUACCUUUUAUUGGUGUCGUGUAUGUGCCCUCCUACAUGAUGAGGAGUCCUUACGUAGACCACGCUGGUACACGGACGUAAACGAUUGGUGGCGUGGCGAUGGUAUUUGCAGGCAGGGUUCAUGGCGUAAUUAGUGGCCGAAGGUAGUUGAGUUGAAGCUAAAAA